GAGAAUGAACGUAGUUGUCUUCUCGGCGUUAUAUUUAGAUCUGUUUGCCCUUCGAGCUGGCAGUUGUUAUUUUAUGGAGAUUAUGGGGGGAAUUUCUCAUAUCGCAGCUGGCAGUGCAAGUAAGUAAUGAUACCCCGCCGUAUAUAUUAAAAACUUUUGCACUUGAAACAGUUACGGGCCUCAUGCCAAGAAAACAUUACACAUCCCCCUCACCAGAAGUGUCGAAUAAGUGACUCUACAAUUUGUGUUUAUCACCAAACAAGAUGAAUCAGACAAAGUGUAGCGAUCAUCAACAUUCGGGAUCAUUUGUGACGCUUGCUGUUUUCAGUAUUAUCUCUGGACUUAUCGCCUUCUGCGGAAACUUAGUGGUACUACUGGCGAUUUACAAAACGCAAAGUUUAAGAACUAAUUCAAACCUAUUCAUCGCGUCGCUCGCAGGAUCUGACUGGCUUGUGGGAUGUGUUAUGCAGCCAUUGCUAGUGUACAAAUGCGUCAAGUAUAGUUACUUUGGAGAUGACCUCAGGGAGAAUGAUCCCUUCAAAGUCGCCACCGACUUUCUGUGGAUCCAGGCAAUAUUAGUGACAACAUUCGGUCUGACUGCUGUAUCAGUGGAUCGAUUUAUUGCCAUUACCAUGGUCUUUCGUUACAAAACACUUCUAACGGUCAAGCGCUGUGGGUAUAUUAUUAUUUUCAACUGGACGUUUUCGUUUUUGUUUGCGUCAAUGCGGCUUUUUCUUCCCGAAGAUAAACUCUCGCUUUUGUGGCUCACCACUGCUGUACUUUCUUGCGGGUUGCCUUUUGCUGUUACGUUUUACUGCUACGCCGCCAUCUUCAAAGCAGCAAGGACGCAAAUGCGAAGAAUCGUAACGGAGGCGACAGGAAAGGAAGGGCGUAGAGUCGAGGAGGCGCGGCAUCGAAAAACCGCCUGGACCAUCGGGAUCGUAAUUACUUUAUUUUUCUUCUUAUGGUUCCCAAGUCUAGUCAUCGCCUCAAUCAAUCUGACACUAAGCGCAGGCUGUACGAAAAAACUAUUCGCACGGGAGGUGUGGCUUUGGGUUGAGCUCGUUGCGUAUUCAAGCUCGUCUAUAAACCCAUGGGUUUAUUCCAUGCGAAGCGUCGAGUUUCGCGCCGCAUGUAAGCAAAGUAUGGGUUUCAAGAGAAGUGGUGUUUUCCCAGAAGGUAAUGUGUCGAGUAGGAUGCGGUCACGCCUUAGUAACGCGGGUUACCGCAAGUACGACGGUUCCAACAUGAACUUAAGGGAUGAGUCUAUCGCAUCUGCGAGGAAAGGGAGCUUGCAGUUAAACCACGUACCGACCAUUCGACAGUACAAUAGCCACUUGCUACCCCCUGUAAGCUAGUGCACACACAGCAAAGCUGGAAGAGCAGAGCCGUAGCAGCCCACCUAAUCCUAAGGGGAACAAUAUAGAAACAUUAAGAAGUUAUUGGGGGAGGGGGCACAGCCACGCUUCUACUUAACAUUUCCUUAUAAUUUUGGAAAAUAUGGGGAGGGGGCACGUGCCCCCAGUAGAUCAAAUAAUCUCUUCGAUGAAGGACUGUGAAGCUCUUCAGGAUGACCUGACAAGUCUAAACAAGUGAAGCGACACAAAUAUCGACUUGAACGCUAGCAAGUGAAAGAAAUCGCCCACCGUGCUCUGUACGUAGCUAUGUUUCGCCACUGAAGUCUGGUCCCCCGGCAGCGUAAAACAACUUCUAGAGAAAGUUGAAAGGCGAGCCACCCGCUGGAUUCUAAGAUCCAAGAUCGGGGACUUGAGCUAUAAAGAGCGACUUCUAAAACUCGAUCUACUACCGUUGGUCUACGACCGAGAGGUGAAAGACAUAUUCUUUUUUUUAUUCUUUUUUUUUAAGUUUAACAUGAGCGACUGAAUGUUCAACCCUUUGUCACUUUUGUAAAUUUACCAUGUAGACUUACCCUUUUUUAUGGUCAAUCGCACGGAACUGUGGCUGCCAGCGAGUUUCCAAUUUGUUUAUUUUUUGGUACGUCGUGCAUGGUCCUCGUGCCCGUUUACGUAUGACCCCAUUGGGCAUCUAUUUUGUCUAAUAUAACUAUUGAAGACUAUUCUAGUAAUCAGUAACACAUGUCUUUUCUUGAGGUUUUACACUAGCCUUGCGUGCAUUUGCACUGCACCAUUUUUAUUACGUGUGCUGGAGGCAAGUCUGUUCGCACUGGCAUAUCCCCAAUUCUCAGGGAGGAGACUUGGUAGGAUAAACUUGGUAGAAUGUUCGCAUGCUAUGAAAAGCGGCAGCUGCAUGUUUCGAGGGUGGAGAGUGGCCUCUGGUUCUAUUUAUGCCUACGACGCAUGCAGCUUUCGCUUUUCAUAGCUUACGAACAUUCUACCGACUUCAGCAGUGGAGAGACUGUGUUCUCCUAACUGAGAACUGGGGAUAGGAACGUUCACAGAGAAAGCUUGUGCCAAUGCGAACAGACUUGCCACCAGCGCAAGGAUCGCUAAUAGAUAUAAUGCGGUGCAAAUGAAAAUUGUGCAGCACCAGAAGAUGAACCUGCAAGAAUAAUGGUCUAAGUGCGGCGUGUGGAGAGCGUAAAAGUCAGAAACAAUUCUGGACUAAUCGAGCUAGUGCUAGACGUUCACAGUUUAUUAGAAGUGUAACUAGCUUUCUAAAGGCUGGUGUAAAACCUCAAGUAAAUUAAAAAAGUGUCACAAAAGUGAUUACUGCUGUAUCAGGUAUUGGGCUUGCUACUGAGUUGCUGCCACAUAUAAGUUAUCUAUCACUGACGCGAAUACAGCAAUACUCAAAUUGUGUCUUUAAUUAUUUUUGGCCAAUGACCUUUUACAUUUUCUGAUUCAAAGUAUUUUUAAUUCUUUUAGGGUUUUCGACGCGGGUACUCUGUGGUUUUUAGAAUACAGAAAUAUCAGAAAAAGAUAUACAAGUGUUAAAACCGAAAUAACCCGAGCUGGUAUAACUCUCUGAAAGCUCGAACUAAAGAUUUCGCAGACGAUUGCAGUAAUGCAGAAUUUAACAGAAUGCUUUAAAAGCUUUUAGCAUUGAAGUUCUGUCAGAAGACCAGUGCUAGACAUAUAUGGUUUUAUUUGCCUUCAAACUCUCUUACGGAGGUUGUUUGGAGAAUUAACAUUAGAUGGCAUCAACGCAGCCAGGCCACCUCAGCCUAUACCUCUCGCCGCUCGCCCUCCCCCUUGCACAUCGUCGGGUAUAAAUUCAAUAAAUGACAAACAGUUUAA
Molecule: messenger RNA, 3218 nt
Organism: Nematostella vectensis (starlet sea anemone)
Lineage: Eukaryota; Metazoa; Cnidaria; Anthozoa; Actiniaria; Edwardsiidae
Product: trace amine-associated receptor 9
Exons: 1
Coding region: 264-1358 (364 amino acids)
Biological process (GO): G protein-coupled receptor signaling pathway
Cellular component (GO): membrane
Molecular function (GO): G protein-coupled receptor activity
Source: RefSeq, a predicted model, not a curated record